This is a messenger RNA of Closterium sp. NIES-65, 1260 nucleotides long. The record is from the annotation of a GenBank genome assembly. NCBI's taxonomy places the organism in Eukaryota, Viridiplantae, Streptophyta, Zygnematophyceae, Desmidiales, Closteriaceae.
AUGGCGACAACCACGCACGCCCCCUCCCUCCGCGUUUCCCGCUUUAGCGCCACUCUCCACCACAGCACGGCUGCCUCUUCCCGCCUCUCGAGCCGCCUCCGCCGCUGUCCGGUCUCUCCUCUUUCGCGUGCCCCCCUCUCCGCGACUGUUCCGCGCGCCUCCCAACUCCGCGCCCGGCUUCUCCGCGGGCCUGUCCGCGCAAGCGGGGGGAGCAGCGGGAGAACCGCAAAAGACCCAUCAGACGAUGAUGACGUGGCUGCAGCGUUUUCGUCGAGGACAAACGCAUCCAGUUUAGGGCCGAGCGGGGAGGAGCAAGGGGUGGGAAGCGGAGAGAUAGAUUCGCGGGGAGAGAGAGACCCGUGGGGACGGGGAGAACCUUUGGGAGAGAGAGAACCUUUGGGAGAGACAUACCGGCGGGGGGGUAGAGAGCAACAGCGUGGAAAUGCGGGGGAAUGGGUUUCGUCAUCGGGGGAAUGGCGGUUGUCGACUGGCGGUACUAGCAGCAGUCAAGGACUAGAUUAUGAUAUCGACCCGCUAAGUAGCAAAUCCGGUUUCCGUUAUAAUUACCACACAGGCGACGAAGACCCAGAAGGUAGUAUCGACGCCGCAAAAUCUUACCCACCGUCGCCCCGUUCCGCCAUUCCCCCGCUCCCUUUACCCCGCAUUCCGCCCACUACCCGGUCGCCUCCCCCCCAACCCCACCAAUCCUCCCCACCUCUCCCGCGCUCCCCGCCUCCUCCCCCUCCUCCUCCGCCACAAAUCCCUCUUCCUCCCCCGCGGUCGUCGAAUCCGUUCGCGGCGGUGAGCAAGUUCGCGUUAGCGGGGGUGUUCUUACUGGGGAUAGGCGCGGGCGUGUCGGUGGACACGGUGCUGAACGUGGAGCCCAGCAACGUGGCGUCGCGGGAGGUCAUCGACCGCCAGACGCCCAACCCGGACAUCUGCCUCGCCAACGGCAUGAGCGCCAUGGUGCUCGACCAGCGCCUCUUCAUCUCCUUCAAUCCAUUCAACGUGUAUGUGUCCCAGGCAGAGGUGAAACCAGGGUGUGUGCUGCGGCAGAGCAACUGGCACGUGCUGGAGUCCAAGGGCCUCGUGUCGUCGGAUGAAGUGCGCGACUGCAAGCGCAACAUGAACACGUUCGGCUUCGUGGGCGACCUGAGGGAGUCACCUGAGGUGUCGUGUGUGUACCACAGUGAGACGGCGGAGAAUCUGUUUCUGGAAGACGCGAGCAAGUCUAAGAUCCGGAUUGGGGGGAGUCAGUAG